Messenger RNA from Didymella exigua CBS 183.55, 4461 nucleotides. RefSeq names its product RNB-domain-containing protein. NCBI's taxonomy places the organism in Eukaryota, Fungi, Ascomycota, Dothideomycetes, Pleosporales, Didymellaceae. Gene Ontology annotation, molecular function: 3'-5'-RNA exonuclease activity; RNA binding. Bases 222 to 4319 code for a protein of 1365 amino acids. The transcript has 4 exons. The record is from RefSeq and is a predicted model, not a curated record. Gene Ontology annotation, biological process: mRNA catabolic process. Gene Ontology annotation, cellular component: exosome (RNase complex); P-body.
CUCUGCCCGCACGCAUCCCAGCAUCCUCUGCCUCCUGCCUCAUCGACAGCGGAAUCACUGCUUGGAGCUCUGGCACUAACAUGUGCUAGAUAACCCCACACAUACUUUUCCGAGACCUCUUCGUGUCCUCAACGGCCUCGACUGGCUCGACCGUCACUUCUGUGAACAGUACAUACAACCUUCGCAGCCGGCCUUGAGCCGCCUACACAACACUUUUAGCCAUGGACCAGCAACAGCAGCAGCAAGGCCAGCAAGGACCAAUGGGUCCUGCUGGCCGUCGCCUGCACAUUGCUCACCGUCGCAGCCCUUCUGAGCUCACACCGCUAAUGAUGGAACAACUUGCUAUCGCACAGCAGAUUGAGGUCCUACAGCAGCAGCAGCAGCAGAUCGCCGCAACGCACCAGCAGUAUGUGAACAUGGGCAUGAUUCAGCCGCAGCAGCAGCUCGGCAACUUCCAGAUGCAGCCCGGCCAGAUGGCGAACCUGUCACCACAGGUCAACAACUACCAGUUUUCUCAGCAAAUGGGUCAGCAACACCUUGGUGCUUCCAUGCACGCUCCCGCCCAGCCCUCCGCCCACCGCCGCAACCAGUCUGCCCUCCCUAAUGUUGGUAUGGGCCCGCCCCCAGCUCCGUCCUCUGGCGCAUCUGGCUUUGGCGAGUUUGGUCAGCAGGGUGCCCAAGGCCGCGAGAACGUGAACCCCCGCGGUCGCGGUGGCGGUGCCGCUGGCUCUGGACACACACGAAGACAUUCUUUGGCACUUUCUGAUGCUAAGAAGGCAGCAGAACUGGCAGAAUCGAAGAGAAAGACUUCAGGCUUCCAGUUCCCUCUGCCUUCUACCGGUGGAAGCUCCAACCGUGACGCAAGCCCUGGUGGUGCCAGCUCCGGCGAACAGCCCUCCACUCGCGGCGGUCGCGGCGCCCAUGGACGCAGCCAAAGUAUGGCUGUUGGACGUGGCGGCGGCAGCGCUGGCCGUGGUGGACCGGCCUUCUCCUUCCCCCAGCAACCCGCUGACUCGAGCGCAUCGAGCAACAACAACACUACCCAGACUGGCCAGUCGGACUUCCAGCGUCGUGGCAGCGCAGGCCACGGUCGCAGCGCAUCGCGCAACUUUGAGGGCAAUUGGAGGCAGCCUCAGAACAGCACUGCCCAGCAGUCUGCCCAGGAGAAUCAAGCCCAGAACAUGGGCAACUUUAACAUGAACCAGACUGCCAAUGCCGCUCCUUUCCAGCCCGGACACCGUACCCGCGGUUCAGUCAACCAGUCUGUCGGCUCUCUCGGCAACUUCCAGUACCCAGGCCAGCCUCAGCUGGUCCAGCUACCCCAGGGACAGGUCCUCGUCCCACAACAGAUGCUUGGUCAAGGUCUUAACCCUCUGCAAAUUGCUCACCUCCAGGCAUUGCAGGCACAUCAAUUGCAGGGUGGAGGCUUCGGCGGCCUUGGUGUCAGCCAGCACGCGCAGCCUCAGAUGGGUAUGCAGCAACAGCAGCAGCAGCGCAAGACCCUGUUCACUCCUUACCUCCCCCAGGCUACUCUGCCUGCACUGCUUAGCGACGGUCAGCUUGUUGCUGGUAUCCUUCGUGUCAACAAGAAGAACCGAAGCGACGCUUAUGUCACCACAACCGACUUGGAUGCCGAUAUCUUCAUUUGCGGUAGCAAGGACAGGAACCGCGCUUUGGAGGGAGACCUGGUUGCCAUUGAGCUUCUCGACGUCGAUGAAGUUUGGGGCCAGAAGCGCGAGAAAGAAGAGAAGAAGAAGAGGAAGGACAACGCGGACCCUCGCGGCGGUAGCAUUGCCGUGAACGACGCCACGACCCAGCCUGAGACGGCUGGAGAGGGUGGUCUCCGCCGCCGUGGAAGUCUGCGCCAGCGCCCUACUCAAAAGAAGAACGACGAUGUCGAGGUUGAGGGUCAGAGCCUGCUCUUGAUGGAAGAGGAGGAGAUCAACGAUGAGCUCAAGCCUCUAUAUGCCGGUCACGUUGUCGCGGUCAUCGAGCGCGUUGCUGGCCAGAUGUUCUCUGGUUCUCUCGGACUUCUGCGUCCCAGCAGCCAGGCCACCAAGGAGAAGCAGGAAGCUGAGCGUCAAGCUCGUGAGGGCAGCAAUAGCCGUCCUCAGCCCGAGCGCCAGGAUAAGCCCAAGAUUGUGUGGUUCAAGCCUACCGACAAGCGUGUGCCUUUGAUCGCCAUCCCUACUGAGCAAGCACCUAGGGACUUUGUUGAGAAGCACCAGGACUAUGCCGACCGCAUCUUCGUUGCUUGCAUCAAGCGAUGGCCCAUCACUUCGCUGCAUCCUUUCGGAACUCUCGUUGAGCAGCUUGGUGUUAUGGGUGACCCUAAGGUGGAGACCGACGCCCUGCUGCGCGACAACAACUUUGGUCCGGAUGACUUCUCCGACGCUGUCAUCAAGAACAUCGGUUUUGACGACUGGUCGGUUGCCAACGAUGGUGAGGAGAUUUUGGAGACACGCCGCGAUCUCCGCAACGAGGAGACUUUCACCAUCGAUCCCAACGGCAGCAAGGAGCUUGACGAUGCCAUUCACUUCAAGUACCUUGAUGAUGGCCGUGUUGAGAUUGGUGUGCACGUCGCUGAUGUCGCACACUUCAUCAAGCCCAACUCUCUUGUUGACCGUGAGGCCAAGAAGCGAGGAACGGGUGUCUACCUUAUGGACCGCUCCGUCAACAUGCUGCCACCGCGCCUCUCAAACGAUAUCUGCUGUCUGAGUCCCGGCGAGGACCGCUACACUGUCAGUGUCAUCUUCAAGGUUGACCCUAAGACUGGUCGCGUAUCAGAUGAUGAGACCUGGGUCGGCAAGUCAAUCAUCAAGAGCUCCGGCAAGCUGUCGUACGAAGAGGUCGACUCCGUUAUUAGCGGACGCGAUGGUGACGUUGCAGCGGCUCGUGCUAAGGACAUCAAGACGCUCCACCAGAUUACCCAGCGAUUCCGCCAGACUCGUUUCGGUGACCGCACCGCCGACAUCCAGCCUCUGCGUCUGAUGUACCAGCUUGAUGAUGAGAAUGUUCCUGUUGAGGCGAAUAUUUUCGACUCUUCGCCAGCCCAUGAGUGCAUUGAGGAGCUCAGCCACCUUACGAACAGCUUCAUUGCAAAGAAGAUUCAGGCUGCUCUACCUGAGAAGGCUCUUCUCCGUCGCCAGGCCCCUCCCAACCCUCGUCGUCUGACUACCAUCGCCGAGCGCAUGACUGCAAUUGGCUACGACAUCGACACAGAGAGCAGUGGCACAAUCCAGAACAGCCUGUUUCAGGUCAAGGACAGCGAUAUUCGCAAGGGUAUGGAGACACUUGUCAUCAAAUCCAUGCCUCGCGCGAAGUACUUCGUGGCUGGCAAGGUUCCGGAGGACCAGUACGCACACUACGCCCUCAACCUUCCGAUGUACACUCACUUCAUGAACCCGUCUCGUCGCUACGCCGAUAUCAUUGUGCACCGCCAGCUAGAAGUCGCUCUAUCCAACGGCGCUAUUGAGUUCACUGAGGAUAUUGAGGUCUUGACCAAGACCGCCGAGAUGUGCAACACCAAGAAGGAUUCCGCUCACGCUGCUCAGGAGCAGAGCGUCCACAUCGAGGCAUGCCGUAAGAUGGACAAGCUCAGCCAAGAAAUCGGCGGCGACUUGAUCGCUGAUGGUAUCGUCAUCUGUGUGUACGAGUCAGCUUUCGAUGUCUUGAUCCCUGAGUGGGGUUUCGAGAAGCGCGUCCACUGCGACCAGCUCCCGCUCAAGAAGGCCGAGUUCGACAAGAACAAGCGUCUCCUCGAGCUCUACUGGGAGAAGGGUGUACCCUCAUCUGCUUUCGUCCCAGAGGACGAGAGGCCGAAGCACGGCUCAUUCCGCGCGUCCAAUGCGGCCGCUGCUGCACGUCACGCCGAGGCGGCUAAGCAGCGUGCUAAGGAGCAGGAAGAGGCUCAACGCCGCCACAUGGACACUGGAACGAUGUCGACCAAUGAGGUCGAUGCCCUUUUUGAUGACGACGACGAUUCGAGCGAUUUGAACUCCACUAUGGCCGGUGUGUCACUGAACCCAACCGGCGCCGACCGACCAACCCAGAGCAUGCCCCCUUCGCCGACUAGGGGUCUAUCUGGUCAAGCACCGCAGCGCACGAACUCGGACUCGAAGCUGUCGAAGAGUGCAGCGCCCGAAGCUAAGCUGUCGAACAAGGAGAAGUACCUCAAUUGGUUCACCCUUCGCGAAGAGAAUGGCGACUACAUCCAGGAUGUGCGGGAGAUGACGCGCGUGCCGGUCAUCCUUAAGACGGAUUUGACCAAGAGCCCUCCUUGCUUGACCAUCCGAUCGUUGAACCCCUACGCCUUGUAAGCGUAUUGGUCACUACUUGAUCGAUACAAGAAGGGACAUAUGUACAGCAGCCUCGUUCGGAAGCACGAACGAUACUGUAUCGCUUCAAGGUAGCCUCGGGUUGCUGCCAACAUUACUCGGGAAUUUGCAUAGCGUGGAUAUA